Ciona intestinalis (vase tunicate) is the source of this 1061-nucleotide messenger RNA. Lineage: Eukaryota; Metazoa; Chordata; Ascidiacea; Phlebobranchia; Cionidae. The record is from RefSeq and is a predicted model, not a curated record.
GAGACAUAACUUAUAAUAUUUCGACUAUUUUGAAUAGAUGGGAAGAUCAAUCGAUAUGAUUUGUAAUUAUAAAACUUGCAACUUUGUUGAGGGAAACGGUUCAAAAAACAUCGAUAUGUUAAAUAAUUAUGGAACCAUCAAUUUACACCACCUGAAAAACUCGUCGGUGAGAAUUGAUGUGAUGAAAAACUAUGGAACCGUCAAUCUAUACAACAUGACACAAUCGUCAGUAAGAAUUGUCAUGAUGAAAAACUAUGGAAAAAUUAAUUUGUUCAAUGGAAAAAACGUCAUGAAAAAUAUCGAUAUGUGUAGGAACUAUGGAUCCAUAAAUUAUUUUAACUUUAACGGAAUAAAUACAAAUGCAAUAGAGUAUCAACAGCAUGAACAAAGAAAUACGUCAAGUGCAGGAAGACGGCAAUUGAAAGAGCCCGACUCAUAUAUUGGACGCAAAAGGUUUCUGAGAUUAAAGAAACAAGGAAAAAUCCCGCCACACAAGAAAUGGUUGCCGCUACAGGAAUUUAUUGAAAGGAAAGAGAAUGCCAGAAUAAAAAGAGACUUAAAUGAGGAGGAAAUAAAGAAAAAGGGAGAAACUUCGGGAAGGCCAAAGCAAGAAAUAAAGACAGAGAAAGAAACUGUGGGGGGAGGCAAAGACGAAAUAAAGAAAGAGAUAAAAGCCGCAGAAAAGUGCGCGCAGGAAAUAAAGAAACAGAGAGAAGUUGCAGGAGGAAGAAAAGUUGUUGGAGCAGGCGAGCGUGUGAUAAAGAAAGAGAAAGAAACUGCGGGAGGAGGCGAGUGGGAAAUAAAGAAACGGGGAGGAGCUGAGGGAGGAAGAGAAGUUGUGGGAGCAGGCGAGCGUGUGAUAAAGAAAGAAGCUACGGGAGGAUGGGAGAAAAUGAGGAAGGAGCGUGUAAAAAUCAUUGUAGCAAAAAUAAAACAAGAGUUGAAAAUGGAUGGAUAAAAAAAUAAAUGGAUGGACCAACAAUAUGCGAGUUUAAUGUGAAUGAAUGUAACUAAUUUAUCCCUGCUUGGUUAAGCGAAGUCGUAUAACAAAGGUGUUUGAG